ACCAGAUCGGGAAAUCAUAACAUUGUGCGAUUAUCAAAUUAAACAAAAAUAUUUUGUCGCGUUUUCGGGAGAGAAAGUAUUAUUUAAUCAGAUCCACAGAAUGGCUAAGAAAAUGUUCUGCAGUAUAUUGAUGGCAACGACCCUCCUCAUGCUGAGUGUCGACGCGAGACCCUCGAUGAUGGAGACGGCCAGCGUCGAUCCCAGCGAGUAUCACGGGAAUCUGUCCGAGGAGACCAUCCUGAAAGUGCAACAGUGCGAAAAGGACACUGCCACAAUGGAGCUGUGCAUGCGAUGUGCCAAGGUCACCAAGUCCCAGAUCAUAUAUCCCAUGUGCUGUAGCAACGAUGAUGGCAUCAAGGACUGGUGCAAUGCCUAUGUCUUCUAUGGCGACCAGUAAGAUGGCGUAGAAUGCAGGCGGCGAACCAAACUGUGUAAAUUAAAUUAUUUCGCACUCCUGCUGGGAUUGGCUGUGAUAACCUAUUGUAUUUAACUUAAAUUAUGUAUAUAUUUAGAAAUAAACAAGGCUAAAUUAUCUUA
Messenger RNA from Drosophila bipectinata, 537 nucleotides. RefSeq lists its product as uncharacterized. NCBI's taxonomy places the organism in Eukaryota, Metazoa, Arthropoda, Insecta, Diptera, Drosophilidae. The record is from RefSeq and is a predicted model, not a curated record.